Ostertagia ostertagi is the source of this 1749-nucleotide messenger RNA. NCBI's taxonomy places the organism in Eukaryota, Metazoa, Nematoda, Chromadorea, Rhabditida, Trichostrongylidae. The record is from the annotation of a GenBank genome assembly.
GUCCACUUCUCGCUAAAGUCUGGCAGUCCAUCGGUGUACCAGGUGGAUGAGAAGACGGGCGAGAUUUUCCUCAAAAAGCCGUUAUCGCAGGGCAAAUACGACAUUACGAUACAGGCCAAAGACGGAAGUGGUGGCACUAGCGAAGAACCGGCUCACAUUCACAUCUACGUGAUAGAUUCCGAUGCGAUGGCACCAUCGUUCACUCAGUCGAGCUAUGUGAUCAAAACCCCGGAAGACAUUCUGCCAGGAAUUUCGAUCGGAUCCGUUCUGGCUACUGGGCCUGGUACUAUACGAUAUAGCAUCUACUCCGGUGAUUUGGACCAUCAAUUCAUGAUUCAUCCAGAUACGGGUCGAAUUACGGUAGCAAGAUAUCUGGACGCCGACAAGAUCGAUCGUGUGGUACUGAAUGUGAAGGCUGAACUGUUGAACGGUGGCUCAAAUCACACGCAAGUGGUGAUCCUGAUAGAGGACCACAACGAUAAUCCUCCGAAAUUUCCGAUCGAUAUGUUGGAGAUUACGGUAAGCGAGAAUCAACCGCCACACGAGCCGUUCUAUAUCGUCCAAGCUACGGAUAAGGACAAGAGGAAGAAUGGAGCAAUAGUGUACUCAAUACUGUCUUCUCAUCCUCCAUGUCCUGUGAUGGUUCAGCCGCUAACCGGUCAACUCCAGCUCACCGAAUCACUCGAUUUUGAGAAAACCAAGGAUUACCGUAUCCGGGUCAAGGCUCAAGACCAGGGAAUACCACCGCGUUCGGCGAACAUGACCCUCAUUCUGCAUGUAUCCGACUUCAAUGAUAAUGCGCCGGUGUUCGACAGCCCGACUUAUGAGGUUGAGGUACCUGAGAACUCGCCAUUGAUGACAGCUGUUGUGAAAGUGAAAGCAAGGGAUGCUGACUCGAGGGAGAACGGGAAAGUGCUCUACAGGAUUACCAAUGGAUCAAGCGCGUUUGGUAUCGAUGAGAAGAGCGGUGUGAUUUAUACCAAUGAGAGCAUUGAUCGUGAAGUUCAAAGUGUAUACACUGUUACUGUGACGGCACAAGAUCAAGGAGAGCCACCGCUUUCCACCUCCGCAGUGGUUCACAUUCAUAUCGCUGAUGUCAACGACAAUGCUCCGUCGUGUACCUCGGUGACGUCAAUGCUGGUGCCAUUCGACUCUGCACCGUUCACAACUGUCGGCACUGUGGUGAUCAGCGAUCCUGAUAACGGUUCAAAUGGUACGGUAGUCUACCGUAGCCAGCAAUCUCAUCCGCUCUUCGUCGUCAAAAGCAAUGGCGAUGUACAGCUCCGUCGUGCUCUGGCCGACUCCGAUCCCACAGAUGUUCGCCUGUCGAUCAUCGCUUCCGAUCAGGGCGUGCCACGAAAGUCUACAGUGUGCCAUGUGCAGAUAAAGAUCGGUCGCGGCUCGUCCACACGUAAAAAUCAUCGAGCCGUUCGAGCGUCAACCGCCUCCCUGGUCGCUUUCACUGAUCCUCUCGGACAAGGACGGAGACGCCAGAAACAUUUCUCGAUCCGAGUACUGGAGCCGAAUUCGAUUGCACCUGCUGAUCCUGUGAAGCUGUCUCCAUUGCUGCCUAUUGGUUCAAAAGUUGCCAGUUUGGCUUCGAAAACCAAGUCGAAGAAUGGCCCACCCUACUAUUAUACGCUGAAAAAUGAGUCCGAUCUGUUCGAACUCGAUCAAUCCACCGGAGAGAUCUAUUUGAUGAGGAAAAUUCGUGAUCUAGGCCGGACAGCAGCUAUCGAUCCCCUAUAA